GGAUUCUUAUAAUAUUCAACUUCAUUUUCAUAUCUAUCUAUAAUGUCUGCGGUUAUUUAUUAUGCCAUAUGAAAUGCAAAUAGUGUCAAUCUUAAUAUCCCUCAAUAUUCAUCUGAUAAUCUCGACCUUGGCGGCUCUCUCAACUACAAGCUUGUCACAAUCGAAUCGCGACGCUGAGAAUUGAAUUUCCACACGACCUUUAACGAAAAUCACGAAUACAACUAUCGUUAGCAUUAUACAUCAAGGCUUGCCAUUGCAACUCAAGCUUUCUAUCAAAGCUUUUACGAACCAAAGCAGCCAUCCAAUACCUCGCACAACACACCUCACCGCGCAUCCACAAUGUCUUUAGAACCACCCCUCGACCCUUACAAACCCUCCUUAUUCGAACUCCUGUCCUCAACUCAACUAUCAUCUCUACUCCCUCCAUCGCUGCACUACCUCCUAACUGUCGCCACUCAUCGGCAUCCACGCCAUCUCCUUCCAAUCCUCAAUUCUUUCCACGAACUCCACGCCCUUCUUUUCCUAGCAAUCGAACACCACUACCUGACAACCUAUUCCUCUUCCUUCGUCGAGAACUUCUAUUCUCUAAAACGUGAACGAGCCUUACCCCCCGCUAUAGGGUCCUUAAGAUUGACUGCCGAAGGCGCCAACGCCAGUCUACGAGAAGCAACAAAACUUACAACCAAAGAUGUAUGGAAAAAUCUCGCUGUCUUGGUCGGGAUCCCCUAUCUCAAACGCCGCCUCGAUGAAUCUGCAGAGAUAAACGCCCCCCGCGCUCUCCUCGGCGCAAACUAUACUCGAAUGCCACCAAAUCCUACACUCCGCCAACGAUUCCUCCAUUACUAUCGUUGGUUUCUUACUAAUGUAUAUCCCAGCGUCAACGCUGCGUAUUAUUUCAGCAUCUUGGCCUUCAACCUACGCUACCUGUUUUCCAACUCAAAAUCCGGUUCGGGAGUUUAUUCCGACCCUUUCCUCUGGCUGAUAGGUACCCGCAUACGACGGUUAAGUCAAGCAGAUUUCCAAGCAUUUGAAGCCCUUGCAAAUGCCCCUUCAUCUACGACACCAGGAGGUAACCUGGGAAUAAGAAGCUUAUUGGAUCCAAGAUUGGCCAUGGGAAGAUUAGGGGCUGGAUUGAAGCUAUUGCUGCCAACGAGUAUUUUUGCGCUCAAGUUUUUGGAAUGGUGGCAUGCGAGUGAUUUUGCGAGACAAUUGUCGAGGAAGGCGACGGAGGGGUUGGAGCUACCACCGCCUAUAAUUUCGUAUACACCUUCUGCUACUACUCCCUCCAAGCCAGCAUCCUCAUCAAAGCCGGAAACCGCAUCUCCAACUUCCCCAGAAGAUAAAUCCUCAGAAGAGCCCACCAAUCCACCCAUCUCGACUCUCACCCACCUCCCAAUCUACGUUAUUCCUGCACCUUCUUCCUCAAGCACCGAAUCUCUAGAGAACUGUCCGAUUUGCUUACAAGAAAUCACGACCCCGACAGCUUGUCAGACCGGUUACGUAUACUGUUAUACUUGUAUCCAUCGCUGGAUCGAGGGAGUGCAUGAGCUACAAGAGACAUUUAUGAAAGGGGGCGCAGAGGUUGUAGCGAGCGGCGAGAAAGAAGACGGAGAUGGAAAAGAGAAAAAGGAAGAAUACAGGGAAACAAGAGAAGGAAAAUGGGAAAGCGGCGCCGGCAGAUGUGCGGUUAGUGGAAGGAGGGUAUUAGGCGGUGUUGGGGGAUUGAGGAGAGUUUUGGUUUAAGUCUGUAGAAAUUCGGACACACGAAAUGAGGUGAUAUACAGCCCUCAAAUUUCCAAAUUCCGAGAUCACACCACACCACAGCAUACUCUAUCAUUCACACCUAGUAGGAGCACAGAAAUGAAAACCCACAACCAGACGAAAUAAUGUCCCUUUUACCAAUUUUAGAAAGCGAAGCUGGAGCAUUUCAAAUCGGAGUUUGGAUAUCAUGUCAUGCCAUAUCACAUCAUUUCAUGGAAUUAAUAGAAUUUCGGCGUUGCAUUUCGAUUUCACUUUAAUCUUUACUUAGAUAUCACAUAUACAUAUAUAAUGAAACUAUCAAGUCA
This is a messenger RNA of Botrytis cinerea B05.10, 2066 nucleotides long. RefSeq names its product Bcpex12 (gene Bcpex12). Gene Ontology annotation, biological process: protein import into peroxisome matrix; protein monoubiquitination. The transcript has a single exon. Gene Ontology annotation, cellular component: peroxisomal membrane; peroxisomal importomer complex. The record is from RefSeq and is a predicted model, not a curated record. Gene Ontology annotation, molecular function: zinc ion binding; protein binding; ubiquitin-protein transferase activity. NCBI's taxonomy places the organism in Eukaryota, Fungi, Ascomycota, Leotiomycetes, Helotiales, Sclerotiniaceae. The coding region runs from base 340 to 1743 and encodes 467 amino acids.